Messenger RNA from Phaeodactylum tricornutum CCAP 1055/1, 1419 nucleotides. RefSeq names its product chorismate synthase. Gene Ontology annotation, cellular component: cytosol. The record is from RefSeq and is a predicted model, not a curated record. The transcript has 3 exons. Gene Ontology annotation, biological process: aromatic amino acid biosynthetic process; chorismate biosynthetic process. Lineage: Eukaryota; Bacillariophyta; Bacillariophyceae; Surirellales; Neidiaceae. Bases 91 to 1419 code for a protein of 442 amino acids. Gene Ontology annotation, molecular function: FMN binding; chorismate synthase activity.
CCGUGAUCUCUUCCGAGGUCAUCCAUCUGCCUAAAUUGAGCAAACGUUCGCUUCUCCGAUCAUUACAUUCGUGACUACACUUGCCUACACAUGAGGAUACUAGCCUCCGUCUGGGGCGUCGUUACGCUCUUCCCUUCGGCGCUCGCCUUUUCUCUGACCAUGGGUACAGGAAAUUCCUUCGGUCGCGUCUUCCGGAUCAGCACGUGGGGUGAAUCGCACGGCGGCGGCGUCGGUGUCGUCUUGGACGGUUGUCCUCCCCGCAUUCCUGUCUCGCGCGAAGAAAUUCAAAUGGAUCUGGACCGCCGUCGUCCGGGACAAUCCCGCAUCACCACUCCCCGGAACGAAGCCGACGCAGUGGAGAUCAUCUCGGGUCUUUCCCCGGAUGGUUUGACACUCGGUACGCCUAUUGCCAUGCUGGUGCGGAACAAGGAUCAGCGCUCGCAGGAUUAUUUGGACAACGACAUGAAGGUUGCCUACCGUCCAUCGCACGCGGACGCCACGUACGACGCCAAGUACGGAGUCCGGGCCGUGGCCGGUGGGGGACGCUCCAGUGCACGUGAAACAAUUGGACGGGUGGCGGCGGGAGCGAUUGCUCGUAAGCUCUUGCACAAGUACAACGGCAUUGAGAUUCUCGCGUACGUUUCCAAAGUGCAGGACAUUGGCUGUUCCGUGGACGACGAUACCUUCACGAUGGAGGACGUGGACGCCAACAUGGUGCGGUGCCCGGAUCAGGCAGCAGCGGAAACCAUGUUGGCACGGAUUGACGAUAUACGCAAGUCAGGGAACUCGAUUGGUGGGGUGGUGACCUGCGUGGCGCGCAAUGUCCCGGCUGGACUCGGUGCUCCCGUCUUUGACAAAUUGGAAGCGGACUUGGCCAAGGCUUGCUUGUCCAUUCCCGCGGCCAAGGGUUUUGAGAGUGGAGACGGCUUUGCCGGAACACUCUUGACUGGUAAGGAUCACAACGACGAGUUCUACGUGGAUCCCGAGACCGGGGCGACCCGCACCAAGACGAACCGAUCCGGUGGCAUCCAAGGUGGAAUCAGCAACGGAGAAAACAUUGUCAUUCACGUUGCCUUUAAACCAACCUCCACUAUUGGACAAGCACAGAGCACGGUGACGCGUGAUGGACAAGAAGUUGAAUUACGCGGCAAGGGCCGACACGAUCCAUGCGUCCUUCCUCGAGCCGUACCCAUGGUUGAAGCCAUGGUCGCGCUGACCUUGGUGGAUCACCUUAUGAUGCAGCAGGCUCAGUGUGAACUCUUUCCGAACGAGGCGGCGGCAGAAGACUUGCCCAAUCCGAUGGGUAAGACCGCACGACGACAAGGUGGACCCGUGCACCAGGAGCCUGUUGCUAGCGGUCCGACGUGGGCACUAAAUAAUGGUACCCUAUUGCGACAUUCGUUGUUCGCUGUGUACUGA